This is a messenger RNA of Biomphalaria glabrata, 1405 nucleotides long. Its product is annotated as neuronal acetylcholine receptor subunit alpha-7-like. The coding region runs from base 68 to 1333 and encodes 421 amino acids. The record is from RefSeq and is a predicted model, not a curated record. Lineage: Eukaryota; Metazoa; Mollusca; Gastropoda; Planorbidae. Gene Ontology annotation, molecular function: extracellular ligand-gated monoatomic ion channel activity; transmembrane signaling receptor activity; neurotransmitter receptor activity. Gene Ontology annotation, cellular component: synapse; membrane; neuron projection. The transcript has 4 exons. Gene Ontology annotation, biological process: signal transduction; monoatomic ion transmembrane transport; chemical synaptic transmission.
AACACUGAUGUUUUGCAUGUUGUUCUAUUGGUAGUUAGGUUUAACAUAAAGACACAGGGCAUACAAAAUGCUAGGAUGGGUGUCGACGAUCUAUUUCACAAGUGAGUUGAUCUUCAUGAACACAGCAUACAGCUACAAUGGUUCGAACAUUGACGCUUACGCCAGUUUGCGGAAAGACAUCCUUUCGAGAGUCGCCGUCGUUAACCGAGUCCCUCCGGAAAUUGUCGAUUCGGCGAGAAAUUUCAACAUGACCUACAAUCUGUUACUGUUUGAUGUUAUGGACAUAGACCAAGUCAGACAGUUGAUGACUAUCUGCAUGUCUAUGAAGGUAGAGUGGCCUCAACAGUAUCUUGCCUGGGAUCCUUCCAUCUAUAACAACAUUACAAAAGUAAACAUUGAGACCCAGUUUCUAUGGACGCCAUAUAUCGUUAUUGUUGUGGGUUUCGGGGAACGGUUACAUCUAGACUUUCCUGAAUGGGCGUACGUCACUUCCACAGGAGAUGUUAAGUUUCAUUUUGAAACUUACGUCACCUUCCGGUGCGGCAUUGACUUCCGGAAAUAUCCCUUCGACAUUCAAAUAUGCAGACUCGGAUUCAUGGCUUUCGUGGACUUUUGGGACACUGUCAAUAUAACUUACUUUAUCAAGAAAUACAACUUGGACCUUGCUCCUUACAUCACCAACGGGGAAUGGAGACUGAUCUCCUACGAUGGGAAAUCGCGGGGCGACGCAAACAACCAGUCGUUUCCUAUUUACAGCAUCAAGGUGCAGCGUCGCCCUGAAUAUUACAUUUUGAUGAUCAUCGCCCCGUUGAUUCUGACGUCGGCGAUGAUGUCACUUGUGUUCCUCAUACCUCCAGGAGGUGGCGAAAAAAUUUCCUUUUUCGUCACGCUCUUUACCUCUCUGACGAUAUUCUCAAGCUUUGUCGGUAACGUCAUGCCACGCAACUUGUCUAGUACGCCCUAUUUAAUUCUCCUACUAAUUGGUGUUUUUGUGCAAGGUCUCCUGGCCAAUCUGGCAACUUUAUUUGUCGUCAACAUGUACCACAAAGAGAAAAAACAGACAAACGGAUGCGAGUGUAGAUCUUCCAGAAAAAGAGGUAAAGUGACACCACUGGUUACAGUCUCGGAACAGCAACGUCUCAGUCAAGAUCUACAAUCAGAACUCGAAAACACGACAAUGAAAUCAAAGUUGGCGCCAAAUAACUUCUGUCUUACCUCCAACCAAUGGGACAAGCUCUUUUUCUUCCUCUUCACUUUCAUGGAAGUGGUUUUGCUCGGGGCGCUCUUCGGCGCCACGGACUGGCUGUCAGAUGCACCAACAAUUGGAUUAUAAAACCUUAAUAGCCUUUUUUUUUCUUUCUAAUCAAAUAAAAAUAUUUGGUUUCUGAUUUUUUAAAAAUGAUUU